CAACAACAGCUUGUCAGCCAUCUCGGUAGCUUGCUAGCCGACAUAGCGGAAACGUUCAAGCUCUUUAGACGCUUUCUGAUAUAUGAGCCACUGUGUUUUGAACACAUUUCUGUCGUUUAGAUAAUUAUCCAAUUUAAUUUCCUAUUUACGUUGUUAUUAGUCAGCUAGCUGUCUCGUUAAGUUAGCAUUAGCCUAGCUAGCUAGCUGUCUCGUUAAGUUAGCAUUAGCCUUGCUAACGUAGCUGGCUGGUUAAGUUAGCAUUAGCCUAGCUAGCUAGCUGUUAGCUAUCAUCCCCGACCAUGAGUUCACCAAGCUACUCGUCUCCUGUUGAAGAAGAGGAGGUCUGCUUGACGGAGAAAGAGGGUCUGUGGCUGAACGUUGUCGUGAAAGAGGAGAAGGAAGAAGAGGAUGUGACAGUAACAAUAUUAGAGGAUGAGGCUGUUACAGUGAAAGAGGAAGAGGAGGACGUUACGGUGAAAGAAGAGGAAGACGCGUUCAGAGUGAAAGAGGAAGAGGAGGAUGUUACAGUGAAAGAAGAGGAGGAAGAGAAAGAGCAGGAUGCAUUUUUUGCAGUGAAGAAUGAGACAGACGGGGAGAUAACUGUCAUAUUGGAAGAAGAGACAGGAAAUCUGAUUAACACCGGAGAGAGACAUGACUAUCGUGGAUCUUUUGGGGAGCCUCAACAACCUCAUGAUGCUGACGAGGCAGAGAAGAGUCUCUCCAGAUCAGAACACCUCAAGAAACACCUGCAGAGAUCCACAGGGAAGAAAUCUAACCGCUGCUCUGACUGUGGGAAGAGUUUCACCUCGUCAUCAGAUCUUAAAAUACACCAGAGAAUUCAUACAGGAGAGAAACCGUACAGCUGCUCCGACUGUGCAAGGACUUUUACUACACGAAGUCAGAUGAUAUCUCAUCGGAGAACACACACAGGAGAAAAGCCUUUCAGCUGUGAUCGAUGUGGGAAGAGUUUUGCUCAGUCAGGCAACCUGACAAUUCACCAGAGAACACACACGGGUGAGAAGCCUUACCACUGCUCUGACUGUGGAAUGAGUUUUACUACCUCAGGUGGACUGAUAUCACACCAGAGAACACACACGGGAGAACAGUGUGGGAAGAGCUUUGCUGCCGCAAGGAACCUGAAUCUAGUUCACACAGCUGCUCUGACCACACACCAGAGAAGCUACACUGGAGAGAAACCAUACCACUGCUCAGACUGUGGAAUGAGUUUUACUACAUCAAGUGGACUGAUAUCACACCAGAGAAUCCACACCGGAGAGAAACUAUACAACUGCUCAGAUUGUGGGAUGAGUUUUACUGGAUUAGACAAACUGACUAUACACCAGCGAUUACACACAGAGAGGACUUAUAGCUGUGAUCAAUGUGGGAAAAACUUUGCUGCAGCAACAAACCUGAUAGUUCACCAGAGAACACACACAGGAGAGAGGCCUUAUUGCUGUGAUGAAUGUGGGAAGAGAUUCACUCAGUCAGCACACCUGACUGUUCACCAGAGAACACACACAGGAGAGCAGCCUUAUAGCUGCGAUCAAUGUGGGAAACAUUUUGCGUUGCCAGGAAACCUGACUGUACACAAGAGAACACACACCGGAGAAAAGCCUUACAGCUGUGACGUAUGUGAGGAUAGUUUUGCCACCUGGACAGCCCUGGCUACACACAAACGAAUCCACACGGGUGAGAAACCGUACCACUGCUCCGACUGUGGAAUGAGCUUUACUUCCUCAAGCGACCUGAAAAGACACCAGAGAAAACACACAGGAGAGAAACCUUAUCGCUGUGAUCAGUGUGGGAAGAGCUUUAUUCGAUCAGACUCUCUGUCAAAACACAAGAAAAUACAUGCAGGAGAGCCACAGAGUGUUUAAUGUUCUCCAACACCAGACCUGAGUAGUAGAACACAGAGUGUGGAAUGAUCUCCAACACCAGACCCGAGUAGUAGAACACAGAGUAAUGAACUAUUUGUAAUCUAACUGUUGAUGUCAUAGUCUCUUUGUGGUCUUGUUUCAUAAUAAUAAUAAUAAUAAUAAUAUAAUUUAUAAUAUUGUAAAAUCCUACAACUUUUGACAGCUCUAAUGUCAAAUGAUCACAUUUAUAAUUUUGUAAAUUUAUAGAAGGAGCAUCAGAACAAUAAAUGUGAUGUUUUGAUGUAGUCGGAGACCCUAGAAGAUUUCACAUUCCAGAUGUUGCUGUAAAUAAACAGAAGGAUGAGUUUCUAAUGUCA
Salvelinus fontinalis (brook trout) is the source of this 2233-nucleotide messenger RNA. Its product is annotated as zinc finger protein 883-like. The record is from RefSeq and is a predicted model, not a curated record. Gene Ontology annotation, cellular component: nucleus. NCBI's taxonomy places the organism in Eukaryota, Metazoa, Chordata, Actinopteri, Salmoniformes, Salmonidae. The coding region runs from base 300 to 1877 and encodes 525 amino acids. The transcript has 2 exons.